This is a messenger RNA of Coniosporium apollinis CBS 100218, 1293 nucleotides long. RefSeq lists its product as uncharacterized. NCBI's taxonomy places the organism in Eukaryota, Fungi, Ascomycota, Dothideomycetes. Bases 1 to 1293 code for a protein of 430 amino acids. The transcript has a single exon. The record is from RefSeq and is a predicted model, not a curated record.
AUGACCAAUAUCCAGGAGAACCAGUACAUCAUGUACUGCGGACCAACUGCAAAAACAGAAACGAUCAGCUAUGAGAACCGCCUCGCCCAUCCCGAGCGCUACCCUGACGAGUCAUGGCCUGGAUCGACAGAUACCGUAGGCCCCGAGCCAGUUACGGCUCCACCUUCUUCAAGACGCGUCGCAACCUCUACAGUUGAAAUCAGAGUUACUGUUCCGCCUCCAACGAGUACACCCCAGGAUGACCCGAUUAAUUCAAGCGCCCCAGAAGCUAUAGAGAGCGUCUUGGAGACUCCAUCAAACACAGUAACGGAUUUUACAAUGGCCUUGGGUAGCCCUGGUAGUAGCACGUCGUCUGAUGGCAUGACCACCGGUGGUGGCUUAUCUAUUGACAUCAGCACAGGAACUUCUCUCUCAUCACUUUCGGCUCCGACCCGCACGUCUGGAAGCCCCUCAGCUUCAUCCGACGACAGCGAUGAAGGACCUAGUCUCUCGGCAGGUGCGGUAACAGGGAUAGCCGUCGCAGGAGCCGCCGGGCUCGCAUUCGCCGUGCUCUCGGCCUGGUACUUUCUCUUCUACAAACGAGGGGAACGCAAGAGCUCUCAGGACUCAAGCAGUGAUGAGAAGUCGACGCCUGGCUGCACGCCACUAGUCCCAGGAUCCAAUGGGUCUGAGGGCGGACCCAGCGAGCUUGAAUCUUCUGAAUUGAAACAGGGCCCCUGGUCACCAAGCUCGCUGAACAGACAUCCUGCAAGCCCUGAGUUGGACUCAACCCCCGUUCACAGCCAGCAGGUCUCACCGAUGGUGGCUCAGGAUCAAUUCACGCAGCCAUCCGGCAGUGCGCAGCCGCUCCCGAACACCGACUCGCUCCAUCCACCGUCCCUCACGCCCGCCAUAAAAGUCCAGCACGCUUCUGCACCCUGCCACGCUGAACUGCCAGCCGAACCGUCACCACGAACUACGCAAGCCCUCGACUUCCCCCUACCACCGCGGAGCAACAACUUCUCAAAACCAUUACGCCACCCCCACUCCUCCGCCUCGAUGAUCAACGACGCGACGUACAAUCCCAACAAUUCCAAGACUACCAACCUGAUCCCUUACUCUUUUGAUGACUCGAAUAUGUCGCCGAGAAGCGCGGGGCCGACCUACAUGACGGCCGAGGAGGCUAUGGGCGGUGGUGGGACGGGCUUUUGGGAGAGGGAGAGGAGCAGUAGCCCAAGGAGUACGGAGGCGGAAAGGCCGGCGGGGGAUGCUAUAGUGGUGGAGCCGUUGCAUGUGAAGCGGGCUGGAGACUAG